GUAGCAGAGUCUUAAGUACAGUAGGCCUCGGGUUAAUCAGUCCUUAAAGUCUGGCCCUAAGAUAUGACCUCAUUUGAUAAAAACUCUCAUUAAGUCUGGCUCCCAGACAAGGGCCCUCAGUCCUUGCUGUAGCUACUUCCACUUCUCAACCUGAAGGCCGGAGGGAGAAGAGAACCAGAACCCAGAAAUGAAAAGGUUGAUCCUAUUAGCCAGCUUAGCUGUUCUGCUGUUGCAAGUGGUUAAUGGAGCCUCCAAAUACCAGGUCUUAAUGAAUGCCAAAAGAAAGGACGGCUUCUCUGAAGAGAACCCUAAUAAACAAUUGAAUUUGGGCCCAAAGGCUAUUGAACAAUCAGAAAAAGACAACCUUCUCACUGAGCCCAGACAAGAUUGGGAGGAAAACCAAGACACAGAUAUCUUGAGACGUUUUAGAAAUCCGAUGCAGUUACCUGAGGAAGACAGAGAUUUCCUCUACCACUCAAGUUCCACGGAGGAUGUCAUUGAAGAACCUCAAAUGUUGAAGAGGCCUUAUUAUGAAGUGCUACAGGGGCCAGAAGAGGACAGGGACCAUAUCUACCAUGCUGAAAAUUAACAGAUCAAAUCAUGUUAACCAAGAGACCGAAGACUCAACCAAAAAACAGACCAUGCCAUUUUAUUCUCCAUGUUUUCUUUUUUUCUUUCCUAGUGGCAUUUACUAUGGCUCCUCUUUCCACAUCAAUGAUAAGAAUGAUCAUGGGACCUAAUUAAUCCCCUCUCCUUUUAAAACAUCUGUGUUUGAUCUUUUUCAGACUUUAUUGAACAUCUUUUGAUUAUUAAGGCUAAUGUAAGAAUGGCCAUCCAAAUCACAACAUAAUAUGCUAAUAAUUCCAAAGAAUGUUCCAUAUAAAAUUCAUGUAUCUUUGAUUUUAGAAUAUAGGAGAGACAGACAGACACAGAGAGAGUCAUACUGAGGUUGUGAUCUGUCUGCAUUGGUUUAAAAAGUUCCCAUUAUCAGGUUAAUCCUCUCCUGGCUUGGCUAUCUCAUCCCUCAAAGCCUAAUGCAGGGUAAGGAUCACAUUUUUUAGUGCUCCCAGACCCCUCCUAUGAUUCUAUGAUAUAUUUACUCAAGAAAAUAAACAUAUACAAAGAAGUCAAA
Vombatus ursinus (common wombat) is the source of this 1132-nucleotide messenger RNA. RefSeq names its product proline rich acidic protein 1 (gene PRAP1). The transcript is spliced from 5 exons. The coding region runs from base 188 to 589 and encodes 133 amino acids. The record is from RefSeq and is a predicted model, not a curated record. NCBI's taxonomy places the organism in Eukaryota, Metazoa, Chordata, Mammalia, Diprotodontia, Vombatidae.